CUCGCCGGACCCUGGGAUGGCUUAUUAGAUCUGGAUCCGCUCCUCACUCGACCCACUGUAGAAGGACCCGUCCACAGCCAUCUUAGGAGUCUCUUUUUUUGUUUUUUUUGAAGGAAUAUGCACCUUUGAACUUUGAGUAUUUGGGAAAUGCCAGCCUUUAAAAAUAUGCUGGUGUUCGUAGUGUUUGUUGGAGUCUUGGCGUCGAUUCAUUGCCAGAAAUUACCAAGCUUCGACAUGCUGGAGGAGUUCCGUGUGUCCGAGUCCCGCGGCGUGCGCAGGGUGAACGGGUCGGACCCCGAGGCCGUCGCCUACCGGGUUAACCCUUCCAUCCACCUUCAAAGGACCAUGAGCGACGUGUACCCCGACGGCCUCCCCUCCGACUACUCCGUCAUCGCCACCUUCAAGGUGGCCCCGGACACGGCCCGCAAGUCCUGGAACCUGUGGCAGGUCAGCGACCCCGAGGGCCGCGAGCAGGUGGGCCUGCGUUUCCACGGCGACUCCCGCUCCCUGGACUUCUUCUACGCGGGGCCCGGCGGCGCCCAGAAGCUGCGGUCCUUCACCCGCGGCGUGGACAAGCUGUUCGACGGCGAGUGGCACAAGCUGGCGCUCAGCGUGCGCGGCGGGCGCGUCCGGCUGCUGGUGGACUGCGGCGAGGUGGGGGUGGAGCGCGUGGGCGAACACCGCCCCGUGAUUCGCCAGGGGUUCACCUCCAUCGUGAAGCGCGCCGUCGGCGAUCGCUCGGUGGCCGUGGACCUGCAGCAGAUGGACGUCUCCUGUGACCCAGAGCAGGCCUACUCAGAGGGCUGCUGCGAGCUCUCUAGUGUGUGUGGCGGCCAUGCAGAGAUGGGGAUAACAGCUGGCCGGCCGCCUUGCAAAUGUAUGAAUGGACAACCAGGGGUUCAGGGGCGACCGGGGUCAAAGGGUCACCGAGGUCUGCCGGGAAAUUCGGGCGAUCCAGGACGAGGCGGAAACUGGGGCAUCAUGGGUAAUACCGGCGACUACGGUCACAACGGAGAACCAGGCCUCAAGGGUGAAUCUGGAAUCAGAGGCGAGGGAGGACUGAGAGGCCUGCGUGGGCGAGUGGGGGACAGGGGCCCGAAAGGCCUCAAAGGGUUGCAAGGAGCAGGCGGUUUUAAGGGAGUCCGAGGAAAACCUGGAACGCUGGGAGAGACUGGGAAAGAAGGGAAAGUGGGAGACCAAGGAGAAAGAGGACACGUAGGAAUCCCGGGGUACCAAGGCGUAAAGGGAACGAAGGGAACCACUGGCGUGGAGGGCUCCGGGGGCCCAAGAGGUUCGCAGGGGAUCGUGGGAGACCCUGGACAGACAGGAACGGCUGGAGAGAAGGGGAAACCCGGGAUCCCAGGACCUAAGGGUCGAGUCGGCACAAUUGGACCAAAGGGAAUAAUCGGCGACCCCGGCAAGAUAGGCCGAGACGGCGACUCUGGCAUGGAGGCUUACCAAGGGGUACAGGGUCCCGGUGGCAGAGUGGGGCAGCUCGGCGUCAAGGGGGAGAAGGGACCCCGGGGAUCGCUGGGAGAAAUGGGGGCCCACGGCCAAACGGGCCCCAGAGGUUACAAAGGUUCUGCAGCAAAGCCAGGAAGACCUGGAUUUAUUGGCCCUCCAGGACCUGUGGGUCAUGUGGGCUUUUCCGGCAAACCAGGAACUAAGGGCGAUGUGGGAAUUCAGGGAAUUCAAGGAGUCAACGGAGAUAAGGGUCCAAAUGGCGAGAAGGGGCCCAAAGGGAAGGUGGGAGACAAGGGCCAGCAGGGCCCCCCCGGAGGGAGGGGGAGGCGGGGCCCAGGGGGGGAGGCGGGGCGCUCCGGCCCCGUAGGGGUCAAGGGGGUGAGGGGGGAGGGAGGUCCAGAUGGAUUUCAGGGUCCCCCCGGCCCAACGGGGCCCGCCCUCCCGGCCGAGCAUGUCAUCGAGGUCUGCAAGCAAGUGGUGCUGGAGCAGAUGUCCUCCUUCGCCAACUCCGUGAAGAGGACGUGCGCCGCCGUGUGUCCGCUGUACGGGGACGUGCCCAUGGGGGCCCCGGGACCCCCCGGACAGAAGGGACCACCGGGGACACCUGGGGAGCCCGGUGUGGACGGCAGUGAGGGGGAGCUGGGUCAACCGGGGUUCUACGGGGACGUCGGGGACGCCGGCAGAAAGGGAGGCUCAGGAGACCGAGGCGAGCAGGGUGAUAAGGGAUCCAAGGGCCAUGGUCUGCCUGGCCACGUCGGAGACCAAGGCACCAAAGGCCAGCGUGGGCGCCCGGGCCGGGUGUUCGACGGUCAGCCAGGGAAGCCGGGUGAGAGAGGGCACGUGGGGAGGCCCGGGGUCACGGGUCACCUGGGCCUCAGAGGGGUCCCAGGUAUCUGCUUGACUUCGGGCUGUGAUGCAGCUGUACUCCCCCCCACCACCGCCACCACCACCGCCACCCCCACACCCCCACGAGGCCGGCAAGCACCCCAGAGACCAAGAGGCCGCUCUUAGGGGGAUACCCCCCCCCUGUGCUGGGGGGAUGGAGGGAGAAUGGAUGUUAUGGGAGCAGCAGGGACGCAUUGGGUCUGGUCGUUAGCUAAUUAUGAUUGAAUUCAAUAUAUUGGUUUAAUGUAAAUAAUAUGCCUCCCUGGGAACAUGCAAGGCACAUGUUUAAACUUUCAAGUUCAUUCAUAGGACUCUGGAUGCAGUGAAAAUGACUUGCAUUUGUACAAAAAUAAAGAUACCAUCCUAUUAGAUUAUGUUUAUUUAAAAUUAUUUCA
Gadus chalcogrammus (walleye pollock) is the source of this 2744-nucleotide messenger RNA. Its product is annotated as collagen alpha-1(IX) chain. NCBI's taxonomy places the organism in Eukaryota, Metazoa, Chordata, Actinopteri, Gadiformes, Gadidae. The record is from RefSeq and is a predicted model, not a curated record. Bases 148 to 2475 code for a protein of 775 amino acids. The transcript has 27 exons.